Messenger RNA from Tetrahymena thermophila SB210, 2807 nucleotides. RefSeq names its product kinase domain protein. Gene Ontology annotation, biological process: protein phosphorylation. The record is from RefSeq and is a predicted model, not a curated record. Gene Ontology annotation, molecular function: protein kinase activity; ATP binding. Lineage: Eukaryota; Ciliophora; Oligohymenophorea; Hymenostomatida; Tetrahymenidae. Gene Ontology annotation, cellular component: nucleus. The transcript has 2 exons.
AAUAAAGGCAUCAAUCUUAUCAAUUAUUAUUUGAAAAAAUUAUUUAACAAUUGAAUGGUUAUAUACUUCCUGUAGUAUAGUUAGUUUGGAAUUAAAUGUAAAAUGAGGAGGAAUUAUUUCUAAACUGUUAGGAAAAUUUACUUACAAAUUUUAUUGAUGAUAGAAAUAACUUUGAUUUUGAUUACUUACAUACAAUUUUUAAUUAGCAAACAUAAAAACUUGCUGAGUAAAAUGAACAAUAUCAACCAAAUAUAGAUGGAAAUUUAAUAAAUAAGUAAGAUAAUAAAACAAAUUAUCCUAGAAAUUAAUUACUCAUUGAAUAAGCUUAAAUUUCAACAGAUUAAACUUAAUUUUAUGGAUUUAAAAACCAUGAAAAAAUAGCAUAAUUUCAACCAAAUUAAGAAGAUACCUUAUUAAUAAAGGAGAAUAAUAUAAUAGAGAGUCCUAGAAAUUAAAUAAUUUUUAACUAAGUUUACAGUUCUAGAGAAUCAACUUAAAUUUAUGGACUUGAAAACCAGGAAACGCUGACAUAUGCAAGCUUUCAUAAAUUUAUCUAAAAAAUGAAUAAUUAAAAAAAAUAACAAGAUAGUAUGCAAACUAACUCAAAUAUUGACAUCACAGAAGUAAAUUAAAGCUCAUUAUAAAAUACAAUAGAUUUUUCAAGUUAAUAGAAAUUUAUAAGCUAAAACAAGACUUAUUAAGAGGAAAUAACAUAAGUAUCUAAAGAAUAGGAAACAAUUUAAAGUAGUCAAUAUUUUGAAGAGUUAAAUCAUUAAUAAAUAUCAAAGAAUUAAAAUUCAAAAGAUGAAAAAAUAUCUACUCAAAAGGACUAAAAAUAAAUUCUUUAGAAUUUAUAGGAUAAUAAUUUUGAAAAAUAAAAUAUGGAUAAUCUAAAAAGUAACUAUAAAUUAGUGAAAAUUGGAGAGUUAGGAAGAGGAGGAUUUGGAAGUGUAUCAAUUUAUUAUGAUAAUGUGACAAGAAAUAAAAUAGCUGUUAAAGAAUUUAAUAGCUUAAAGGAAUAUUAAUAAGAAAAAAAUAUUUUGUAGAAAAUUCAAUUUUAAGAACUAUUCUUAGAAGUAAAAAAAUAUACCUGUUAAUUAAUAGACUUUAAUGAUUACAAUUACACAUUAGCUCUUGAAAUGGGAUUUUCUACUCUAUAGGAAGCAGCUUAAAUUUUGAAUUUAUAGAAAACUGGAUUCAGCAUUCCAAAUCUUAUAAAUUUUUUAAAUUCUAUGGUUUGCUUUUGUAUAGAAUUACACAAAAUAAAAUAUUAUCAUGGUGACAUCAAACCUUAAAAUAUUAUCAUCACAAUCAAUUAAAAUAGCAGUGAGUUUUAAUAAAGUUUUGGAAUUUGCGAGUUUGUUGAAGCCAAUAUUAAAUUUAUUGAUUUUGGAAGCUUUAGUAAUGAUGUGGAUUGUUAUUAUGAAUAUGUUUCAGCAAAAUAUAAAUGCUUAUUUUUUGAAGAAAUUUUUUAAGAACAAUAAUUAACUUGGGAAUAGAUUUUAUUUGCUGAAAUAUAUAGCUGUUGUAAGACUUGUAUCUACACAAUGUCUUUAGAAUUGUAAAAUGAGUAUAUUUUAUUCAAUAAAAGCUAAGUUGAUUAAUAAAAUCCAAACUAAGAAUAAAAAUUAAAAUUAUUUGAUUUUUUAGAUUUAUUUUUAACUUAGAAUCCUUCUUAAAAUAAUAUCUUAUAGGAUGGAAUAUCACUUUAAAAACUUGUUUAAUUUCAAUAAAAAUAUUUGGUAUAGAACCAAACUGUUUUAGUAUAAAAUUAUUAUUAAAUAGAUUUAAUCUAGAAAUAAGUUUGGAAAAAAAUAUAAACAGAUGACUUUGUAGAAUCUUAAAUAAACAAUCAGUUUUAAUAAAAUAUGCUUAAAGCUUGCAGUUUUAGGAAUAAAAUUCUUCUCGAUAAAUAGAUUUAACUAACAUCUAAUUAGUUAAAUGAAUAUAGCAUAUAAGACAUUUUAGAUAAUUUAUUUUUAUUACUAUUUUCAUUUGAUUUAAGCCAAGAAGAAUUCUAUAAAAUUAAAGAAAUUAAUGAUUGGAUCCAAGAUUAAGAUAAAUACACUUCAAAUGAAAAGAUUUCUUUUUCUUUAGAGAUUUGCUCUUUAUUUUAAAUGUACUAGCAAGACUCAUAACAAAAAGAUAUUAUUAUUUUGCAAUUAAAAGAAUAAUAUAAAGUAUUAAAUCAAGAAUUAAAUUAAUUUCAAAAAUAAGUAUAUGAAUAGAUAAUUCUAAAUUAUGAGAAUAAAUCAAUUUAAUUUUAAGAGUAAGCAUUAGUUUUUAUGCUAAGCAAUUAAUAUUCACACAACAGCUUCUUAGAUGUCUUUUUAUUAUUUUGCUCUUUUAGCAAUUUAAGAUAAAAUAAAUAGUUAUUUGACUUAUAGAAUUUAACCAGAUAUCCAUUUAGAUCUCAAUUAGUAGAUUGGUUUAAUAAAAAUUAAAAUCUUAUGAGCAUCUACAAAAGGAAUAUUUUUUAUUACUGUUUAAUAGUAAUAGAUAUUAUACUUUUAUAGGAUUACAAUGAUACUCUUUCUAUUUAUAGGAAACUAAGAUAAAAUGCAAAAAUGAUAAACAAGAAGAUUGAAGCUGAAAUUAUAUUUUUGAUUCAAUUUUCUCUAUUGAAAUAAAAAAAACAAACUGAUUUUGCUUCUUUAAAUAAUUCUUUGGCAAUAUUAAGUUAAGCAAAUUACAAAAGCCAACUUUAUUUUUACUUCUAAAAUUUAUUUUAAGACUUUAUUAAGUAAAAUUUAUCCAUAGUUAAGCAGGAAUUAACAUUUAAAUCAGUUAUGGAUACUAUAUUUUGA